CGAUACACGGCGUGUUGAUGAGAGAAGGAACAGAUCAGCAGGCGAUAGAAGGAAAAAAUCAUAACCGGUGCGGGUUGCGUGCGAGUGGCUACCAGAACAUGCGACGAUGGCGAACAACUACACGGACGACCCUCCGCCGCGGAAGCAGCAGACGACACUUAGCUCGACACUGGUGCGAUGUGUCUGCAUCACGGCCUCCUUCAUCGUGACGGCCUGCGGACUGCUCGGCCUGGGGGUCACGUGUUUUGUGAUUCGGCUAUCGGAUCCCUUAGCUGCACCAUGCCCCUUCCACUUGACUAUCACGGUCUUCGCCGUGGCCGCUCUCCUCUUCAGUUUGAGUUUUAUCCUAUUGCUACUCCUGUGCCGAAGGAGGAAUCGCUUGAGGCACGGUGCCCUCUUGGAGGACUUGCCAUCUUUGAAGAAUAAAGAGCAAGAGCUCCAGAGUAAUGGAGCUGGAGCUGUUAGUGAGGAUAAAAAAGAUCUCGAAGGGGCACCUGUGACUCCUACGUCGCAAAAUAGCGGGGAUGUAUCCUUCGCGAUGACACAGAAAUCGGCUGAUGUUUCCCAUUGGAUCGAACAACAAAAACCUCCCGAAGAAGCAACAGAGGAUUGUUUUCCAUUGGAAAUAGCAGAUGGCGCUACGAGUCGAGAAUCCGACCACGAGAGCUCUGAAGGCGAAAUGACUUCAUUAUAGGCUAGAGGGUCGGCAUUGAACUUAUCAUAUUUUGCAUCAUCUUAUCGAACAUGCACGUUUUAUUUUACUAUGCAGUGAGUGAGUGAUCAGUCUUCUUAUCCGUAAUGCAGAGUGUUCGAAGCCUUACACAAAAUGAAUAUUUAAAAAAAAAAAAACAUUACUUCCGAUUUUAAAGCAUAGUUCGUUUUUAUUUUCAUCCUUUACAAAAAAAAAAGUUUUCCCACUACACGUUAAUACAGUAUUACUUGUACACCUUUCGUAGUUCUGAAAAGAUUGAAACGAUGUUCAAUUUCGAGCUAGGCACUAGCGCAGCCAGAAUUCACCUCCUGGAGAGAGAGUUUUUUGGUUAGAGCAGUCCUUACAUGGAUACAAACUGCCAUAUCCUCAUGUAAAUAAUAGCCAAUGAUCUAGUAACCCGCGUUUCAACAAUGAAACUUGUGCCAUGGCAUGGUAAUUUGAUAAUAUGUUUUGGUAAUGUUUAACAUGCAGGAAAAGGCUUUAUUGCGACAAGGCUGAACUCGAUCCGGUAACUUAAGUGUUUUACUGGUAAAGCAGUCAUUUUAGGGGAAUGAAGAAUCAAAAAAGUGGUUGAGAAUUAACGCUAUCCACUGGAGUUAGGGUUACAAUUUCAACUAUCAAAUUAUCACCAAACAGGCAAUUGCUUCGUCCAAAUGUAGAAGAAUAAAAGCAAUUUUCACCCGUCAUUCCUGGACGGCUGACUUUCUAGUUGUAAAAGAAUUGGCAAUGUGCGUUAAAGCCAAAGCAUCCGGGGGGCUAGCCCUUAAAACCCCCCAUUUUAUCUUCCACAGUCGAAAUUUUCAGUUUUCAAUGUUACCACCAUCUACACAUACCUUUAGCUGACAUUAAUAAUGGCGGAAAAAACUUCAUGCGAUAAGGGUCAAUUAAUGCAAAUCUUUAUAAAACCUGUAUUUUCUAACUUACUAGUUAGCUCUGAAAUACAGUCAUUGAGGGCAACUUUGAUCCAUACGGCUUUGCGCCGCUUCAUAUAGCCUUUUAGCAUAUUGUACUAUAAGAAACUUUAAAAGGCCAAUACUGCACUUUGCUGUCAAUAUUGUAAUAUUUGGUUUCUACUUUUUAUUUUAAAAACUAGAAAAUUACUAUUGUAUGACGGAGGUAGAUUGCUUUUUUAUCAGAGAGAUUGCCCUUUAAAUUUGACGUGUUCUAAUAAAUAAAUGUACCUCAAAACCAUACUAGCAUAAGUGACAUUUUCACUACUUUUCAGGAGAGCGUAAAAACGUUUGUUUACUACAUACGAGCGCCGGGACUCACGGUCUUAUAAAACUGGUCAGUAAAUAUAAAGUUUUUUUUUAUUCUUUACAAAAUUAUGUUGUUGUAGCCCAGUGCGGAAAAGUAAACUAUUCAUACAGUCUGACCACCAAUGAGAUAGAAAGGCUCAAAUCCAGUUUACAGGCGGAAAUCGACACAUGUAUUAGUUUUGAGAAAUGCUACCUUUGUAAAAUGAAAUUACCAAAUUUUAUCUGCUCCAACAAUGAAACAAUGUUUUCAUGCUUAUCAUUUAUAACCUAAGGUAGGGAUUGGCGGACCUAAGUACCUCCAUUUUGUCGAGAGUUUCAUUGCUGGUGACGUCAGAGCGUUACUCGAUCAGUGAUUUUGGCUACUAUAUGUAUGAUGAUAAGUUUACAACACACUACAUGGUAUCAUCCAGUUAUUCUGAAAUAACUGUUUGGAAGCUACUCUGGGAUGGGGAUUUAAAGUCGUUGAAAUGUUAGUCCUACAUUGUGUUAUUCCAUGUCAAUAUUAAAUUAUUGAAAGCUUGUGAUGCAAUGACAUAAUAAGGGAUGUUUUUAAACAUUUAGAACUUGAAUUUUCUGGUUCAAAGUUACACUACUUUUAACUAAACAAUUUAUUUUACAGCACAUUUCCUAUGUAAUUCAAAGUUGCUUUGAUAAGUAAUAUAACUUUCAAUCGGGUCAAUGUAAUUUAUUUUAAAUGGUUCUUAUAUUUUUUUUUAUCUUUAUUUAUUUUGAAUGCCAAUAGAUGCAUCACAAUAUUUAAAUAUGGGAGAGGUGAGGAAGUUAAAAAAAUCAAUAACGUGUAAAUUCACCCUGCGUAGCUAUUCUAAUUCAACUCAAUGGUUUGAUUCAAAAAGGUAACCUCUCUUAAAAAGAAAUAUCUGAGUUAUGAGAGUUUGGAAAACGUUGCCGGGCCUUACCUUUGCUAUUUUAUUUCGAGACGUAACUGUAAUUAAAGUGUAUUUAAUUAAAACAAUUUUCGACUCAUUAUUCUAUCAAAAAAUAAUAAAUUAAAACUAAGAGUUGUUCUCUUCUCUUAAGAGAAGGAUGAGAUCAAAAAUAGAGAUGUUACCUUUUCGAAGAAACUGUUUCAGCUAAAGUUCUACUACAGUGGUUCAUUACCAACUGUUUCUCUUUACAUUCGGAAGUCAGCAGUUCUGAUAACAAAGAUUACGGAUAAGAAGACUUCCAUUGUUUAAUAGUUCCGAUUCAUUUCAUUCAUGAAUACAAAUGUUUCCGCUAGAUUGGGCUACAUAAACAAUUGAAGAGUGCAGGGAAGAAAGGCUAAAAGACUUUUUUUUCGAGUUCAGUUUACUAUGACAGCACUGACUGUUUGUACAGUUAAUUUUGUUGCUUUAUUUUAGCAGGUAAGAAAGGAGCAGGAUCGGGGCAAAAAAUCACCCAAACGUUUACUGUACCAGUGAAGAAAUGCUGACGUUUUACACUUUUAAAAGUGAGUUUCUCGAAAACUGGAAAUAUUACAAGCAUAUGCUGACAGUUCUGUUAUGUUAUCCACAUGCUACAGUCACGACAUUGCAAUGUUCGCAUCUGUCUGGAAUAGUCAGUUGAUUUUUAUAGACUGACUAGCAAACAUACCCAGCGUUGCCUGGGUCAGUAAUAAUAUUAAGAAACAGUUUAUACCGUAUUACCCAGCAUUAUCCGGCAUACCGGAAAAAUCGAGGUUAGGAGAAAAAAAGGGCUGUAAAAAUAUGUUUAGCUUAAAAAUAAUAUAAGUUCUGUACAUAUCUUAUUAGUAUUAAUGAACAGUUUAAUUUGUGUAAAAAUAUUAACUACAAUGUCAUUUGUUAUUUUAACAAGAAAAAUAUUAUUAAAUAACGAAUACUUUUAUAAAAAAACAUAAAUUAAAACUAAGCAAACAUUUAAGCAGUAAGUAACCGCCCCUAAGCCUAUGCUAAAGAAUUUACCAGAGCUAUUCAAUAAAUAAAAAUUAAACACACCUCUCUAAAAGGAACCUAAAAUAAUUUAUUUAAAAAUAUUAUGAACGAAUCGCAGUAACAAUGACUGCUUCUGAAUUGAUUACUUGAUUGGAUUAUAAAAAAAUCCAUCAAUAAUGACCUACCAUAAAUAACAAGCACAUAUUACAUGCAAUACCCAAUCGGAACUGAAUGGGGACAUUUGCUUUCGUUUUUUUGUAAAAUAAACUUCGAAAAAAUUCGAAUUUCCCGAGCAUGCUGGUCAACCUCGAUAUACUAUGAUACAUAUAUAUGAUAUAUAUAGUAAAAAAUUACACACCCUUAUCCAAAUCGAUGUUUUCCGUUAAAUAAGAAAAUCGAGAAAAAAUCAAUAAAAAAUAAUUGAAAGCAUUAAUUUAUAAAUUAGUUAAUUUUUAAAACAUUCAGGUAAUAAAUGCUAAAAAACUUACCGCCUGCAUCCGGGUUAGAAACCGAGACCCUCGUGUUGUUGGUCCAGCACUUUUCCCACUGAGCUAUUCGGGCAACAAACGCUCGAGCUAUUGAUGCAAGAAAAAAUGCAUCAUGAUUAUUAUUGAUUCAAUUUCAAUUUAUUUUUGGUCCAAUCCUAUUAGUCUUAGCGUGAUGUUAUAUAGCCUAUAGCCUUUCGUAAUACAUGGACUAUUCAACAUAAAAAGAAUUUUUGAAUUCGAACCAGUAUUUCCUGAGAUUAACACGUUCGAACAAACUCUUUAGCUUUAUAUUAUUAGUAUAGAUAGGUGAGACUAUAAGAAUGAGAAACUGCAGUCUCUGAUUGUAUGACUAUUCCAGACUGAAGAGUUCAUAACCGGGCUGUCGGCGUAUGAUUAUACUUCUGCCCUAGACUUGGCUUGAGAGCCUCAAAUUAUAGCUUACUAUUGGACUGAUGAACAUUUUACUUUUCUUCGCUGUGGUCUUCCAUUGUUUUGUUCAUAUUGAUAUCCGUUUGAAAGAGAAUUUUGUGCAAUUUUUAUUGUGAUGUCAUUGCAUUAAAAUCGAAUUAUUUUCC
Messenger RNA from Uloborus diversus, 4926 nucleotides. RefSeq lists its product as uncharacterized. The record is from RefSeq and is a predicted model, not a curated record. NCBI's taxonomy places the organism in Eukaryota, Metazoa, Arthropoda, Arachnida, Araneae, Uloboridae. The coding region runs from base 107 to 694 and encodes 195 amino acids. The transcript has 2 exons.